Messenger RNA from Porites evermanni, 2888 nucleotides. NCBI's taxonomy places the organism in Eukaryota, Metazoa, Cnidaria, Anthozoa, Scleractinia, Poritidae. The record is from the annotation of a GenBank genome assembly.
AUGAUCUUUGUGAAGAUGGUGAAUACUCACAUUUCAAUUACAACAACGGCCCGACGAACAAGGCUGGUCUUCCUGUAGUUUUGAGUUGAUUUGCUGCUACCUGUUUACACAUGCUGAGCCAGUUCCAAGCUAUUGGAAGAACAAAAACAUGCUGCGGUUUGGAUGAUCGUAAUUUGGCCCCAUCAAAUAUCAGGGGCACCCAACGACAAUUUUCGGAAAAAUAUCUUUUCGGAAGACGAUUUGAGAUCUAGAAUUUUCGGAACAUUUGUUGUAAAAUUUCUUGCUUGCCUGCCUCUCCUAGGAUUUUCGGACAUCUAAAAAAUGGUAUAAUUGCCUAUUUUUAACGGAUUUUUACCCUAAAAAGGUCACCUAGAAUUUUCGGGAGCCUUUUUUCUGGCUAAAAUUUUCGAAAAGGUUAGUUUUGAUCCCUAUAAUUUUCGGAUCACUUGACUUUCAGUUACGAAAUCCGAACAGAUGAAAAAUUUUUAGGGGAUAAAAAUAUGCCUAUAUCUACCGUUUAAAUACUAAAAUACGUUAAACAAUUCUACGUUUAAGUGGUUUUGAACUAUAUUCUCGUUGGGUGCCCCUGAAAUAUAUUCAUCAUCAUUUUUUUAUUAGCCUUUUUUUUAUAGCAAAUUUUACAGGAUACAGCAGGUUGUUAGGCGAGGAGACCUCAAGAAACCACCAGGCUUAUAAAGAGAGGCGACCUCGACAUCACAGUAUUAUAAGAAAUAAGGGCUGCGAAGAAGUGCGGCUGAACUAAUUUAGUAACUAUCUUAAUAAAAACUCUAGCACUUUGUUCUUAAAGACAGAAAAGCUUGACAAGUUUGUAACAGAUGCAGGAAGACAGUUCCAGAUGCUAGGUCCUUGGUAAAGAAUUGUGUAUUUCUUGAUGUUCGUACGACAGGAAUGCACUCGAUAAUUACUAGCUGUUCUUGUGUCAUAUCUAUGGACUUGACUGUUUGUCAUAAACAGAGAAACAAUAUCAUGAUACUGAGGACUGACGGGGAAAUUUGACUGCUUUUUAUGGUAAAAGGUUUUUUAAACUUGGGAUAAGAAGAAAGCAAGCUUAAGACCGACCGGCACGAAAAAAAAAGCGCCAUUCCGGUGCUUUCUCGCAUUUAAACACUAUAAACAAUAUUUUUCACAUUGUUUCACUGUAGACUCUCGAACAACAAUGAAGUAUCAUACUGUUUGGAUAACUACAGCUGGCAGGAGAUUUUGUAAAAUGUUUGACAAAAGUUUAUAUGAUUAUUACGGUAGUUUUACAAAUGAAGGAAUUAAGUUGAUGUUUGCAAAUGAUAUAUCAAGGAAGUUAAUUGUAAAAUUUGAGCUAUCGCUUGCACUACCACUUCCCGCUGUGACAUCACAACAACGCUGAAGGCUUAUUAUAAUCGCGAUAGCGGGUCAUUAUCUACAAUUUACUGUAUAAAUAAAAAGCUCAAAUAGCUAAAACCAAACUGACUCUUAAAUAUAUCACAAACCGCUUGAAUGAUCGUGACUCGUGGCUAUCUACUAUCUUAUAUCCAUAGGCUCCUGACAAUCUAUAACAAACGUACCUUCGAACCCAGACUUAUUUUUGAAAGUUUUUCUUCUUUAACCACAUGUAACCCAGGAUCACUGUUUGUGUCACGUUUCAUAACAUGCGUAAAUAUAGAGGACAUAUGGGGCGAAGUUAAGGUCUGGAAAUUUGCAAGAAAGUGGAGAUAAAAAUCGAUGAAACUUACCAUGUGGCGAGUUGUUGUUGUCCUUAAUAUGUACACGAAGUUUCGGAAAAAAUAGUCUCCUUCACCUUUCCUUCAAGGAGACUAUUUUUCCCGAAACUUGUUUACAAAUCAAGGACAACAACAACUCGCCACAUGGUAAGUUUCACUCAGUGAGCUUGGGUUACCUGUGCUUAAAACCAGAUGGCUACAAUUCUGUGAGAUUUCCCCUGGAAAUAAACAGUCUUGAGAGUCUUUUCCACGUGAUCUGACGCAGCCUGCGUAGAAAGCGCUUGAAAACAAUGGGCGCCCAUUAUUUCAAGCGCCUGCCGUGUAGACUAGGUCCGACGCCAUCAUGUCCACCAAGAAAUGACCUAGUUAACAGGAGGGGUAGGUGGACAGUUACCCAGAAGCCUCAAUUGAUCCCUUAAAUUAGUAAAAUAAAUGAUGUACUAGCCUGAGAGCGAGAAGGCCUCAAAAGCUCCCCUCGGUCUGAAUAAAUAGGGCUAAUACGUACUUGAUACUUUGUUCUUGAUAAAGCAUUUCAUAUUUUUCCCCCAAGAUUGUUCUGAUUUGCUGAAGUCAGGCCAUACUCAGAAUGGAGUUUACUCCAUAAAUCCUGAUGGAAGAGGAUCCUUUAAUGUAUAUUGUGACAUGCGCACUGAUGGUGGAGGAUGGACCGUUUUCCAGAGAAGACAAGAUGGCUCGGUAGACUUUUAUCGCGGCUGGAACGAUUACAAAUCGGGCUUUGGUCCGCUGACGGCUGAUUUCUGGUUAGGAAACGACAGGAUCCACAGGUUGACGGCCGCUAGACCCAGUGCUCUGCGAGUGGAGCUAGAGGACUGGAACGGAGUAAGAGUAUACGCCAAAUAUGGCAAGUUUAAAGUUGGUGAUGAGCAGGCGAAAUAUCGACUUGAAGUGGGUUCAUAUUCAGGGACAGCAGGAGAUUCGAUUGUACAGCAUAAUAACAUGGCAUUUAGCACCAAAGACAGAGAUAAUGACAUCUGGAGUAGUAACUGUGCUGUGACGUACACUGGUGCCUGGUGGUACGAGUCUUGCCACUCAUCCAAUCUAAACGGAAAAUACCUUGGAAGAAAAUAUGAUUACAGAGGAGCCUGUUGGAGUGGCUUCAGAGGUGCUUUUUCACUUAAAUUUACUGAAAUGAAACUUAGGCCGUCAUCUUAG